CAUUCUAUCACUGACCGAUUUUCCUCUCCUCCUCAUCCUCAUCCGUAUUAUCCAAAGAUGCAGCUCAAAUCUAUCCUCGUCGCCCUGGCCCUCGGCCUUUCCGUCCAAGCCUACGAGAUCAAGGGUUGGACCACGAAGGACUGCAACGGCGACACUUCAGGCGAUCCCACCUCCGACACCAGUGUCACAACGUGCGGCACUCUCGCCAGCUCCAAGUGGAAGUCGAUCAAGGCCACUCCGGGUGACUUGGUUUUAACCGCCUACAAGUCCGCCAAGUGUGCCGGUGAGGGAUACGCCCUGCAGCCCGGCAAGUGCGUCAACGGCGAGUUCACGAGCUACGAGGCGCAAUACAUUUCCACCAUGCGCAAGCGUAACACCACCGAGAUCAUCGGCGAUUGGGGAGUCGAGGACGAGGAGGCCGAGCCCAACACCUCCUUGUAAACACGGACAACAUAUGAAUACGCAAUCGAAGUCAUCGAUCUCGCGCGCGCGUUACUUUCAGCAAAAUUCGACUUUGGGAUACCACUUUUAUUUGUCUACGCGAGGUACUUUGCAUCACACCCCGGGGGUCAGCUACGGUCGGCGGUCCACAUUCCAGGCCGGGCGGCGACACAAUCGCGGCCCCUAUUACGGUCCGGCACUUCUCGGGGUUCUCUUUUCUUUUCUUGUCUUCACUGUGGUCGGUUUCUAGCAUUUAUCUGUAUAGUUGCAUCUUCGGACAGGAACAAUAGAAUGUCGGUUUUUUUACAUGCACUGGAUACUUGUUGACAGAAUUCGCUGUCUAGCCAGGGAUAAGCGGAUGGGUCGUGCGUGGUUUUUCAUGCGGACGGGUUGUUUUAAUGCUGCAGGAAUGCACAGUAGAUGAUCAUGCAGC
Aspergillus aculeatus ATCC 16872 is the source of this 874-nucleotide messenger RNA. RefSeq lists its product as uncharacterized. The coding region runs from base 58 to 441 and encodes 127 amino acids. Lineage: Eukaryota; Fungi; Ascomycota; Eurotiomycetes; Eurotiales; Aspergillaceae. The transcript is spliced from 2 exons. The record is from RefSeq and is a predicted model, not a curated record.